This is a messenger RNA of Brassica napus (rape), 1311 nucleotides long. RefSeq lists its product as uncharacterized. The record is from RefSeq and is a predicted model, not a curated record. NCBI's taxonomy places the organism in Eukaryota, Viridiplantae, Streptophyta, Magnoliopsida, Brassicales, Brassicaceae. The coding region runs from base 211 to 939 and encodes 242 amino acids. The transcript is spliced from 9 exons.
CUCUCCUCAAAGAGUGGACAAAACCAAAAGCAAAACCACACUCAGAAUAAAAAGUGCCUUGUGCUCCAUAAACAAAACAAAACCACCAUUUUACUCCUCCCUCUUUCUCUUUCUUCGUUGGCUUCUGCAAUUCGAAAAUUGGCAUCUCGCUGACGCUCUUCGCGAAUCACGUCUCCACAAUCUCCAUAAACGAGCUCAAGCUCUCCGGGAAUGAUUCCGAUGGAUAAUUACUGCGUGCCGAGCAGUAGUUCGAGCAUGACUGCUUCCUCUGGAUUCCAUCUGACUCUGAAUUCUCCGGUUGGACUCAAACAUGAAGCUGCUGCUUUAGCUGUCGAUUGGUCUCUUGAGGAGCAGUAUACUUUGGAGAAAGGUCUUUCAAUGUUUAAAGAUGAACCACAGGUUACUAAGUAUGUAAAGAUCGCAUCAACUCUACCAGAUAAGAGCGUACGGGAUGUAGCAAUGAGGUGUAAAUGGAUGACGCAAAAACGAAGAAAAGGAGAAGAACAUAGUGCCACGAAUGUUAAUUAUAGAAAGGUGGUGGAUUUACCCCCAAAACUGAACAUGUUCUCCACCGUGCCACAACAAAAUGCUACAUAUGUCAUGAACCCUAUGUGCCAGAGUGCACGCGUGCCUUUUGAAGGUGCAAGUGAUGCAGUUAUGGAGCUUCUACGGCAGAAUGCUCAAGCUUUUAGUCAAAUUUCUUCAAACCUUUCUGUGUUCAAGCCACAGGAUAACAUCAGUCUGUUUUAUCUUGCAAGAAAUAACAUCAGUUCCAUCUUGAAUGACAUGAAGCAGAUGCCUGGUAUCAUCAGUCGGAUGUCACCACUGCCUGUUUCAAUCAACAAUGAUCUUGUUGGCAUGUUAAUGACAAGUACACGACGGCCGAGCUCUUAUAUCAUUCCUUCGAGUAUCCAUCUGAAGCAGGAACCAAGAAACUGAUGGGGGAGGUGGGGUGGGAGAGAUUUGGUUUUGACCAAUGCUAAAGGAAAUAAGCACAGAAAACUGGUGAAAUGGCAGUUGUUAGAUGUGACCUGGACUUAAAAGAAGAUGGUUUAUGACCUGCGAAAAACACAAGAUUGAACGAAUAUUAUCUUGUAGAACCCUUUGUGCUGUCGGCUAAUUUUUGCGUGGAAAGGGUUUAACCAAAACACCUUUCCAAGAUAUGAAUUCGUUGCACAUAUCCGUCGUAGAGUUGGUUGUAUAGAUUAGCCGUUUGUGUAAGGUUUUAGAUAAGAGUUAUUUACGUUUGUAUUAAGAACACAUCUUUGUAAGUUUUGGUCUUCAAUACAUGCACCCUAGUAUUAGCGUAAA